Molecule: messenger RNA, 981 nt
Organism: Aureococcus anophagefferens
Lineage: Eukaryota; Pelagophyceae; Pelagomonadales; Pelagomonadaceae
Exons: 3
Coding region: 1-981 (326 amino acids)
Source: RefSeq, a predicted model, not a curated record
AUGUCCCGCGGCGACCGCGACGCCGUCGUCGCCGCCGUCGCGCACAUGGCGUUCGGUUCUUCGUUCUGGCACGGGAGCCACACGCGCCUCGGCAACGUCGCGGACAACGGGCUGAUCCAGGUCAUCGCGUACGCGGACUACCAGGUCAUGGUGCGCCACCUCGUCGGCGGCGUUUACCGGCGUCCCGCGGCGAGCGGCAACGCGACGCGGGACCGCGUCCUGCUGAGCCUCUCGUCGUCGCGCGACCGGCCGUCGGCCGCCGACGCCGCCCGGGGCCUCACGGACCUCUUCCUCACGCGGCCCGCCGACGAGUGGAAGGACUACAUCGCGACGAUCGACGUGCCCGACUACUUCACGACCUUCGCGGGCAUCGUCCUCGAGCUGCUCACGCUCGUGGCGCCGAACUCGCCGCACCUCGUCGACGAGGUCGUCCAGAUCGGCGCGCGGGCCUUCAACCUCUCGGACGCCGUCGUGGCCUUCAUGACGGACGAGCUCCUGCCGGCGCAGCGCGCCGCCGUCGCCGAGCUGCCGUCGCCGCUUUCGGCCCUGGAGCGCGCGGGCCUCGCGUGCAAGUUCGUCGGCACGAUGCUCAAGCUGGGCUACGCAUUCCUCUGGCAGGAGUACUUCUUCCCCUGGUCCCGCGUCUACCUGUGCAUCUACGGCGUCGCGACGAACGACCUCGGCGCGGCGCUCAUGCCGAUGGUGAACAAGGUCGCGAACCUCCUCACGGGCUUCAAACACGCGGACGCGGACCAGCAGCGGUGCGAGCGCGUCUACGCCGCGGACGACCGCUGCCGCAAGCUCGACGUCGCGCCCCACGCCAAGUGGCACGAGUCCUCGGCCAACGGGCUGCUGGACCUCGCGCUCCUCGCGGACGACGUCCACAAGCUCACGUCGACGAAGGCGCGCGCGGCGAGCCCGCUCGGCCGCUUCGCCGCGCCGUUCGCCGACGGCUGGGCCGCGCUCUUCCUGGCCGCUUAG